UUAAUGUGUUGCGUUAUUUAUUGCUCAGAAGUCUUUACAAUACAAACACUCAGUGCCACUCAUUUUUCUUCUUCUUUUUCGCUAACAUUGUUCCCUUACUCUUUGGCUUUGCAUGCUAUAGAUAUGGUGGACGCUACUGUUAGCUUCCUGUUUCAGAACUUGCAACAGCUUCUUGGCGAUGAAUUCAAGUUGCUUUCGGGAGUUGAGGACAAAAUCAACUCCCUCUGGAAGGAGCUCGAGUUUAUAGACAUCUUCCUCAAGAGCUCCAUUGGUAAGCGCAACGACGAGGUUGUCAAAGUAGUGGUCAACCAAAUCAGAGAUGUUGCCUUUAAGGCCGAGGAUGUUAUCGACAUCUACGUCGCCAGCGUCGCCAAACAUAGAAGUAGAAACAUAGUGAGCAAGUUAUUCCACUUAAAGAACGUUUAAUGGUGCUUCACGACGUGGAUGCUGAGAUAGCGAACAUCAAGAACCGUAUUGAUGAGAUCUAUAAAAACAGGGAGAGAUACGGCAUCAAAGGUGCAUCCACAAGUGAAGAUAUUGAUGCUAUUGCUGCUGAAUCACUCCGCGAAAGGAGGAAGGACGUGGAAGAAAAAGACAUAGUGGGGUUCGUGAAUGACUCAAACUCUGUGAUUAAGAAGCUCGUGGGAGAGGGUGAUUCAGGUCGCAAAGUUGCUUCCAUAAUUGGCAUGGGAGGGUUGGGUAAGACCACUCUUGCCCGGAAGAUUUAUAACAACGAACAAGUGAAGAAGUGCUUUCCUCUUCGUGCAUGGGGUUAUGUGUCCAACGAUUAUAGAGCGAGGGAGCUUUUGCUGAGCCUUCUCAAGUGUUUGCUGUCCACAUAUGAAUAUCAUGAUUUGUUCAAGAAGAAGGAAGAUGAAGUUGAAGAUAUUGCUGGAAGUGAGGAAAAAUUGAAGACAAAGGUGAGAGAAUGCUUGAAGGGGAAGAAGUACUUUGUAGUGCUUGAUGAUAUAUGGAAAACUAAAGUGUGGAACAGCAUAGAGGAUGCCUUCCCAGACGAUGAUGAUGGCAGCGUUGGCAGAAUACUGAUAACUAGUCGUGAAAUGGAAGUCCCAAACUAUGUUGGAACCAUAUCUCCCUACCACCUUCCCUUUCUCAAUGUAGAAGAAAGUUGGCAUCUCUUCUCUAAGAAAGUGUUUCGAGGUAGAGAGUGUCCGUCAGAUCUCGAGCCUCUCGGUAGAUCCAUUGUUGAGACUUGCAAGGGCUUGCCUCUUGCCAUUGUGGUCUUGGCUGGGCAUGUGUCGAAGAAAGAGAAGUCAGAAAGAGAGUGGACAAGAAUCAAGAAGAUCACUUGGGAUCUUACUCAAGACAAAAUGAAAGUGAUGGAUAUACUAAAGCUUAGCUACGACAGCCUGCCUCAAAGAUUGAAGCCAUGCUUUCUGUAUUUUCGAAUCUAUCCUGAGGACUAUGAGAUAAGGGCCAGGGAUGUGAUUCAAAUGUGGAUGGCUGAAGGGUUCAUUCAACCACGUGAAGCUGCAAUCCAAGGUGCAGCUGAACCAGAAGAUGUUGCAGAGUACUACUUGGAUGAGCUAGUGGAUCGGAGCUUGGUGCAAGUGGCAAGCAGGAAGAGCGAUGGGCGUGUCAAGACAUGUCGAAUUCAUGAUCUUCUUCGCGAUCUCUGCAUAUCAGAGAGCAAAUCUGAGAAGUUUAUGGACAUCUGCACAGAUCCCAACAACAUGGAUACCCUGAGCAAUGCUAACCCUCGUAGAUUGUCCAUCCAAUGCAAGGAAUGGUCUAAUGUCUCUACAAACAAUUUGAAUCAGUUGCGCAGUCAUUCCUUGUUCUUCUUUUCUGAGGGGAGAGAUUUGCCAGUUCGUCCAAAAAGCUUCAAGUUGGCUCGCCUCAUAUAUUUCAAAGCCGAAGGACUCAUGAUUGAUUGGAAGAGGAUGGUCCAUCUAAGGUACUUAAGAAUAGAAUCAAGUGCCAGUAUUAUUCCAACUUCUAUACGCAACCUCAGGAAUCUAGAAACGCUUGAUGUACGUUUUGCAGAGAUGGUCCCCAAAGAAAUUUGGAAGCUCAACCGAUUGAAACAUCUUUAUAUAAGGAUGUCUGCUUUGAAGGUAGAAAUCCUACCAAAAUCACAAAGGAAAAUAAAGGGAAACUUGCAAACCCUCUUGUUAACAUGUUCUAAGGGUGAAGAUUUGGUGUCCCUGCUAAACAAUGACAUAUUUCCCAGGUUGAGAAAAUUAAUGUUUUGUUCUUAUUAUACUUCCAACAAACCAUUACCAAGUCUAAACCACCUCACCAAUCUCCAUAGCCUCAAAAUUAAUAACUACCUAGAACUUCCAUCAGACGCAAAUGUGUUUCCAUCAAAUCUUACAAAGAUAACCUUCCAUGAUUUCUCAGAGCUGGGGAAUGUACGCAUAUUUGUGAAGAACAUGAAGACUGUAGGACAGCUUGCCAGCCUCCAAGUUUUGAAACUAAUAAAGAUCUAUACUGGUGUUUACUUUGACAUUAAUUUUGGAGAUGGAGAAUUUCCACAACUUAAAGUGUUUCAGAUGAGAGGAAUUACCGUCAAAAGUUGGAGAUUAGAGAAAGGUGCAAUGCCGUGUCGCCAAAAUCUGGUAAUCGAUAACUGCCUUUGGUUGGAAGAGAUUCCUGAAGAACUCUGGUCGUUGACUACCUUACGAGAAGUGCAUGUUUCGAACCCCAACCGAAGAUUAGCUGACAGACUCCGAAGCGUUGAGUUGAAGAACGGUUGUAAGCUCAUACUCUCGAAACUUGCUUCGGAACUUAGGUCCGAAGAAGAGGGUAUAAAUUAA
Messenger RNA from Abrus precatorius (Indian licorice), 2780 nucleotides. Its product is annotated as putative disease resistance RPP13-like protein 3. Gene Ontology annotation, biological process: defense response to other organism. The coding region runs from base 426 to 2780 and encodes 784 amino acids. The record is from RefSeq and is a predicted model, not a curated record. The transcript has a single exon. Gene Ontology annotation, molecular function: ADP binding. Lineage: Eukaryota; Viridiplantae; Streptophyta; Magnoliopsida; Fabales; Fabaceae.